Molecule: messenger RNA, 4763 nt
Organism: Salvelinus fontinalis (brook trout)
Lineage: Eukaryota; Metazoa; Chordata; Actinopteri; Salmoniformes; Salmonidae
Product: 2-acylglycerol O-acyltransferase 2-A-like
Exons: 6
Coding region: 3341-4348 (335 amino acids)
Biological process (GO): triglyceride biosynthetic process; diacylglycerol biosynthetic process
Cellular component (GO): endoplasmic reticulum membrane
Molecular function (GO): 2-acylglycerol O-acyltransferase activity; diacylglycerol O-acyltransferase activity
Source: RefSeq, a predicted model, not a curated record
UCACCUGGCAUCGUCAUCAUCACGCAAUGUCUGCAGUGAGGAGAGACGUUUUGAAGCUUCAACCAAUUCAAUUCCAUUAUAGUUUUAUGUUUCCAUACGUUCACAGCAAGUUACUAAGAAUUUGCUAGUAGUAGGCUCAUUCACGUAGGCUACAAUUGAAGAAGGUAAUUAAGCAUGACAGGUUGAUGGUGUGCUUUAGCAUAUUAAAUAGGGAAUAAACUGAGCUGUUGUCCAUACUGCAAUUGGAUGACAUUUUUUUCUUUAUUUAUGUGUCAUUGUAUGGAGGCUUUGGAGUAAAGUUUUACUUAAUAAUAUGCUUUAAUUCCAGUGUGGCCACAUAUUAAUAACUGCAUUCCCUUCUCCAUCUAAAUCAAAAAUCCAAGUUAAAGAAUAGGACUAAAAUCAAAUCAAACCUUAUUUAAAGUGUGUUGGAUUUGAUUUAGUGCUAUUCUUUAAGUACAAUUUUUUGGUUGGGAUAGAGAUGUGAAUCCAACAUAUCAAUUAUUAAUUUGUAGACAAACUGGAAUGGAAGCCAGUCUAAGUCAGUGGCACAGAUGAUGGAACUAUCCAAGCAGAAGAUAAAUCUCCUUCAAAUGUUGAUAUUUGGUUUUGUUGACAGGCAAACACACUUCAAUAUCCUUUUGAAACUAAUUAUGUUGGAUUCACAUCUCCAAAAAUAAAUUGAAGAAUGGGAUCAAGCCAGUGCCUCUGCUGGAACUGCAUGACACAAGGCAUUUUUCCAACAAUUGUUUACAGACAGAUUAUUUCACUUAUAAUUCACUGUAUCACAAUACCAGUGGGUCAGAAGUUUACAUAAACUAAAUUGACUGUGCCUUUAAACAGCUUGAUAAAUUCCAGAAAAUGAUGUUAUCAUUUGAGUCAAUUGGAGGUGUACCUGAGGAUGUAUUUCAAGGCCUACCUUCAAACUCAGUGCCUCUAUGCUUCACAUCAUGGGAAAAUCAAAAGAAAUCAGCCAAGACCUCAGAAUAAAAAUGUAGAGCUCCACAAGUCUGGUUCAUCCUUGGGAGCAAUUUCCAAACGCCUGAAGGUACAACGUUCAUCUGUACAAACAAUAGUACGCAAGUAUAAACACCAUGGGACCACGCAGCCGUCAUACCGCUCAGGAAGAGACGCGUUCUGUCUCCUAGAGAUGAACGUACUUUGGUGCGAAAAGUGCAAAUCAAUCCCAGAACAACAGCAAAGGACCUUGUGAAGAUGCUGGAGGAACCAGGUACAAAAGUAUCUAUAUCCACAGUAAAACGAGUUCUAUAUCGACAUCACCUGAAAGGCCACUCAGCAAGGAAGAAGCCACUGCACCAAAACCGCCAGAAAAAAGCCAGACUACAGUUUGCAACUGCACAUGAGGACAAAUAUCGUACUUUUUGGAGAAAUGUCCUCUGGUCUGAUGAAACAAAAAUAGAACUGUUUGGCCAUAAUGACCAUUGUGGAGGAAAAAGGGGGAUGCUUGCAAGCUGAAGAACACCAUCCCAACCGUGAAGCACGUGGGUGGCAGCAUCAUGUUGUGGGGGUGCUUUGCUGCAGGAGGGACUGGUGCACUUCACAAAAUAGAUGGCAUCAUGAGGUAGGAAAAUGAUGUGGAUAUAUUGAAGCAACAUCUCAAGACAUCAGUCAGGAGGUUAAAGCUUGGUCGUAAAUGGGUCUUCCAAAUGGACAAUGACCCCAAGCAUACGUCCAAAGUUGUGGCUAAAUGGCUUAAGGACAACAAAGUCAAGGUAUUGGAGUAGCCAUCACAAAGUCCUGACCUCAAUUCUAUAGAAAAGUUGUUGGAAGAACUGAAAAAGUGUGUGCGAGCAAGGAGGCCUACAAACCUGACUCAGUUACACCAGCUCUGUCAGGAGGAAUGGGCCAAAAUUCACCCAACUUAUUGUGGGAAGGUUUUGGAUGGCUACCUGAAACGUUUGACCCAAGUUAAACAAUUUAAAGGCAAUGCUACCAAACACUAAUUGAGUGUAUAUAAACGUCUGACCCACUGGGAAUGUGAUGAAAGAAAUAAAGCUGAAAUAAAUCAUUCUCUCUACUAUUAUUCUGACAUUUCACAUUCUUAAAAUAAAGUGGUCAUCCUAAAACAAAAAUUUUUACUAGGAUUAAAUGUCAGGAAUUGUGAAACUGAGUUUAAAUGUAUUUGGCUAAGGUGUAUGUUAACUUCCAACUUCAACUGUACAUAUCCUUGAAAUUGUGUUGUCAACAAAACACAAUUCAAUAUUACUUUUUUAAUAAAGUGAAUGGCCUAAAGUUAAGGCUCUUACAAACUAAUUUAACAUUCAACCUCAAAAUAGGUAACUUACCCAUGGCCACAUUUUGAGGUUACUGUAACUAUAAACGUAUUCUUAUAUAAUCAUAUAAAGCAUGCAUAUUCAAGAUAGCAUGCACAGGUCAUCUUAGGUCGGUGGAGAUCUUCACAAUUGCUUUAAUAAUCUGUGCAGAAAUCUUGAGUAACAACUAAACCAAAAAUCAGACAUUGUUUUCCAUUGGAAUUUGGUUGUACUUUUAGAUUGUUGAAAGCAUAGUGAUAAUGCAUUGGAAAUUCAACUAACUUUUGCCUUUUUUUUCUUCAAUAAUUCAUCAUAUAAACCACCGAAAAGAAAGAUUGAUAGCACAGGGCUAAUCUCUCUUUAGGGUGGCAGCUAGCCUAGCGGUUAAAUGCGUUGGGCCAGUAACCAAAAAGUCUCUGGUUUGAAUCCCCACACCUACUAAGUGAAGAAUCUGUCUGUGCCCUUGAGCAAGGCACUUAACUCUAAUUGCUCCUGUAAGACGUUCUGGAUAAGAGUGUCUGCUGUGACUAAAAUGUGAUGACUAAAAUGACUAAAAGUGACUAAAAUGUGAAUCAACUGCUCAAAACCCUUUUAUAAGCACCUGAAUAAAACGUAUUGGGGCUGAGCACUGAUUGGUGAACAGCAGAACAUCAAGAGGUUCAAUCACCAGAAGACAACACACUUAAUGGAAAACUAAUCUGGAUAUUGAUUGGCUACAGGCUGUCAAAGUAUGCAGUAUCUAUAAAUACACUGGCUCAUUUCACACUAUUGUUGCUGACAGCUCACUGUACAAGAACUUUACUUUGUUUAUUGUUCAAAGUGAAGGGCAUUUAAAGCUGCUCAGUAACAGCAAGAUCAAAGUUCUUGAAGCUAUAGAUAUGGGUUGAGUAAUCAACCCAUUCAUUGAAAGGAUUACAGAGAUAAAACGAUAAGAAGACUAAAGAAAGAGGGAGAGAGGCAGACUUUGGACCCACUUUGCUCACUCCUCUCCUGGGUGUACUAGUCCCAGACCUCACCCUCCCAUCUGCCUGCACUGCCUAGCUCUCGGCUCUCUCCAGUUCCUCACCAUGAAGAUCCAAUUUGCCCCUACUGACUUGCCACUAACCAGGAGACUGCAGAUGGCCUCAGUGCUGCAGUGGGUCUUUUCCUUUCUCGGCCUGGCGCCAUGCUGCAUCAUGAUGUUCCUUGUGUUGAUGUUCACGCGGUUCUGGCUGAUCAGCGUGCUGUAUGCCUGUUGGUUUUUCGUCGACUGGAAAACGCCGUCUAAGGGGGGGCGCAAGUUCCACUUCCUGUGCCAUCUACGUGUCUGGGACUACAUGAGGGACUACUUCCCUGUCAAGCUGGUGAAGACAGCAGACUUGGACCCCGGGAAGAACUACAUCCUUGGUUUCCAUCCCCAUGGGGUGCUGGUGGCUGGAGCCUUCAUUAACUUCUGUACGUACGCUACAGGUUUCAGGAAGCUGUUCCCUGGCCUUGACAGCUUCCUGCUGAUGCUGCCUCUCUGGUUCAGAGCCCCCUUCUUCAGAGACUACAUCAUGAUGGCAGGUCUGAUUCCCUCGGACAAGGAGAGUGCCAGCUAUCUGUUACGUCGACAGGGAGGUGGGAAUGCUGUUGUUAUAGCAGUGGGAGGAGCCCCCGAGGCCCUGGACGCACGCCCUGGCGCUUUCACCAUUCUCUUGGCCAAUAAGAAAGGUUUUGUCAAACUGGCAAUGGAACAUGGUGCCCAUCUGGUGCCAGUCUUCUCCUUUGGAGAGAACGAGUUGUUUGACCAGGUGGAGAACCCUCGAGGCACCUGUCUCCGCUGGAUUCAGGACAAGCUGCAGAGCAUCAUGGGUAUCUCUCUGCCCCUCUUCCAUGCGCGGGGCAUCUUCCAGUACAGCUUUGGUAUCAUGCCCUACAGGAAGCCCAUCAACACUGUGGUGGGACGGCCAAUCAGAGUGGAGAAGAAUGAAAAGCCCACAGUGGAGGAGCUGGAUGCCCUCCAUCAGCUCUACACAGAAGAACUCAGCCAGCUGUUUGAGGAGCACAAGGGCAAGUACGGAGUGCCAGAGGACCAACACCUUAGCUUCGUCUGAGCAGAACUCACAACCAGGAGUGAGAGAGAGAGGGUAGAGGGAGAGAAAAGUGAGGGGAGGAGAAGGAGAGGAAAGAGAGGCGAGAGAGGCUUCCAAACCACCUUUGGCGUUGCACCACCAAAUCCUCUCACUUGACUUUCCUCAAACAGAUAAACCUUUACUGCCAUAACCAACUGAAGGAUCCAGACCAAACUACAGAAGACAAGCAAACCAAUGAAUUGAUAUGGACAUGUAAUAUGAUAUGGAUAUGGAUAUUUCCCUUCAUGUAAACCACUGUAUUGAGUAUGUGCCCAUCCCACACCUAUUUACUUAUUUCCCAUCUUAAGAAAAAUGUAAUGUCUGCAGAUAUUUUUCAAAAUAUAAAAAAAUCUGUGUUUUAAAAAAAUGCAUAAACGUACACUGUUUAAGCGCUCAA